UAAGGAUGCUGAUCAAGAUGGCGGCUCCAAAUGAUUCCCCCGAAUCUUACUUCAAAGUUGGUAGUCAAGUCUCUUGCCAAACGUGCCACGGACUGAAAGUUCAGGGAGAAGUGAUGGCUUUUGAUGUACCAACAAGAAUGCUGGCAUUAAAAACUGCUGCUAGUGGUAAAGCCACCAACUAUGACAUACGUAUAAUUAAUUUGUUCUUAGCAACUAAUGUUGAAUUAAUUCGAGAACCCACAGAAACUCCACCACCUCCACCUGCUCUAAACUUACAAAAGUUGAAUUUUCGGUGCAACCAUGAGGUGGAUGCCAAGAAAAAUGCUGUAUUUUCAAUAGGAGUUGACGUUACUCCCGAAGCACAGAAAUUAUUUAACACUCUAUAUAAAACAUUAAAAUGUCGGUGGCACGACAAGAGUAUUAUAGUUAUGGAUGAAGUCACUAUAUCACCUCCAUAUGGCCUGGAGAAUUGUAAAGGAAAGGAAGGUACCCUUAAUCAUGUUAGGAAAAUUAUAGAGAAACAUAUAAGAGAGCAGUCAGAGACUCAAGUACAGCCACAAACUCAUGGAGCAACGUAGCAUCACUGCCACCUUUCCACAUUCCAUCCUCGUUCCUAGACCAAUGAGGAGUAACCAUUUUAAGUUAUUACAUUUGAAAAUUGAGAGGUGCUCCCCCCCCAAAAAAAGUUGGAAAACGAGGUGGAUAGCAGUGUUCCCUACAAUUAUUUCAUUAAGCUUCAAAAAUCUGGUUUAACAGAAAUUGGGGUUGGCUGUGACGGGUGGCUAGAACCUGGCUAGAUAUAAAGCUAAGUGUCUUGAGGUGUCUAUCUGAAUAUAAUUUUUUUUCAAGAUUGCAUGUUUGUCUAUAAUGAUGUCUCCUUGGAAAGUUCCGUUCUUGUAGUGAGUUUUCUGUGCUUCUCGAUAAAUGGCUAAUCAACUGAUUUUUAAAAGAUUUUCAUUUCUCUCCCCCCAAGAUGUGUCCUGAAUUAUUGGAACCCAUCAUUCACUGUGAUUGUCCAUGCUGAUCCAGUCAGGACUUAGUUGAGCGUAUCCUCUCCAUACCUCUAACACUGUGACCUUGUGUCAAUACUGUUUUCAAGUCUUCCAGAAUUCACCAAAAUUUCAGUUGUAUAGUGUUGAACUUAAUGUUUUUUCAAUUUCGCUAAUGUUUUUGGCAAUACUAAGUGCAAAACUGUUUGCAUAGAUUCUGUCAUGGUGAAUAUUAUUUGCAUACAUUUAUGGGUAUGUCAUCUAUUGGCUUCAUGUUUUUCAGUGUCACAGUCAUUGUGUAGUGUUUUUUUUCACAUGUAUGUCACAUUAUUACCCAUAACAAAGAUGAUGUGGAACAUUGAUUGUGAUGCUGUAAUAAAAGGAGUUGUAGGGAACACUUGUAAAAAAAAAAUAUUUAAAAUCAGUAGUUGUACUGCCAGUUUGGAAUACCCAAACCAGCCAUGUGAUAGCAUCAGUACAAGGGGAGCUGUUCUCAGAGAUACAUAGUGUUAAAGCGUCCCCUUUAGAAGUUCAGUACCCACUGUUAACUCAAAACAAGGGGGGGGGUUGGUGUUAUUGACAGGACAGAAAAAGCAGUGUUAUCUUUAUAGCAAAUGAAAUUGUUUUUAAAAAUGUAAACUUUUCUGUAUUUUAAGGACAGAUGGAUUAACUACAUGUAACACCAGAGAGAAUCGAGCACAUUGAAAUGGAAAUAAACUUUUUUUUCCCACC
Saccoglossus kowalevskii is the source of this 1721-nucleotide messenger RNA. RefSeq names its product protein LSM12-like. The record is from RefSeq and is a predicted model, not a curated record. Lineage: Eukaryota; Metazoa; Hemichordata; Enteropneusta; Harrimaniidae.